AUGCCGUUCGACCCGCGCACAAAGUCUCGCAAAACCACCACACUCCCAGCAGCACUUCGCGAUGAGUUGGGUUUACCAGCUCCUUCUGUCGGCAGGCGGAAUUUUAAGCCUCAUGAUAGACGGUUUGAUUCACGACAAGGAAAGGCACGGCUGAAGGUGAUUGGAAGACCACAGAAUGAUGCGCCGCGCGGACCGAUAAAGUCACUGCGAAACCAGGAGAAGGAACAGCAAGAAGAGGCGAGACAGCGUCAUCAAUCACAGCCUCAACAACAGAAGCCCAAGCCAAAGCCAAAGCCAAAGCCAAAGCCAAAGCAGCACAGCCAGGAGAAGCAGAAGAAGGAUGCGGCUCCUUGCUCGGCUCCCAAAGCAGAGAGUUCAAAACGCAAGCACGAAGAAAGACCUUCAAAGGAGUUACAAGUCGUCAAAAAGCCAAAAUCAACCCUAUCCCAGCCGCCUCUCGAAGAGCCCAAGACAAAGCUCAACCCGUUCACUGGCGAGCUGGAGCUCGUUCAACCAGCAAAGAAAAUGGCCUCGUCUGCAGGCAAGCCAACCGCGCUGGAGAAGAUGCUUGCUCGUGCAGAAGCAGGGCCCUCUUCCAAGGGUAAAGCUAAGGCCAAGGAUGGGUUGGGGGGACCGCUUAAGAAGAAGAGUCGAAGACAAAUGACUCAACAGGAGAAAGAAGAGGAGGAUGAGAUUAGAUGGUUAGAGUAUAGUUUGGGGAAGAGUAGACAGGGAGAGGAUGUGGUUAGGGAUGACUUGGAUGAUUUUUUGGACGAUUUGGAUCGGUUUCAGGUUGGAAUGUAUGAUCGGAGCGGUAGUGAUAGUGAGGGGGAGGGGCAAGGAGAGGGGGAGAGUGAUGAUGAUUCUGGGUUGGAAGAGGCUAGUGUCAGUGAAGAAGAAAGCACUGGAGAGAGUGAUGAAGAGGAAAGUGAGGUGGAGGAGAGAGAGAGUGAAGAGGGGAGGGAAGAGGAGGAAGAGGAGGAAGAGGAAGAGGAGGAAGAGGAAGAGGAAGAGUUGUACGAUUUCGAUUCGAACGAUGAAGCUGAUUUUAGUAAUUGGGACGCUGCGAUGGCCACUACUGAUGAAGAAGCCGAGCAAGAAGACCCCGAGGAGGAGGAGGAGGAGGAGGAGGAAGAAGAAGAAGAAGAAGAAAAAGAAGAGUCCGACGAUGAUUCUGAAGAGUUGGAUUCGGAAGCAGAAGAAGCUCGAGCGCUGAUCUCUGGGUCCGCUAGCACCACCGACGCAACCUCAUCCUCGGCCCCGGCAGCUCCAGCAACAGCAACGAAAUACAUCCCACCAGCUCUCCGAGCCAAAAUGCCCGCCUCCACCACCACCACUGCCACCUUUGGCGCAGGAGUGACGGACAGUGAAAUGGAUCCCCUAACAGCCCAGAAACUGCGCCGUCAAGUUCAAGGUCUCCUCAACCGUCUCGGCGACGCCAACAUCGACACGAUCCUAGCCGAAUAUGAAUCUCUCUACCGCACCCAUCCGCGCGCACACGUCACUUCUACCAUCACCCAGUUGAUUCUCGACACAAUUACAUCUCGCUCUAACCUCAUCGAUACUUUCGUCAUCCUUCAUGCCGCGCUUGUCGCUGCGUUGCAUAAAGUUGUUGGGGUGGAGUUGGCUGCGUAUUUCAUCACUCGCUUGGUCGAGGAUCUCACCAGACACUACGAAGAGCUGAAGAAGGAUUCGAAUAAAGCAGAGGGCGAAGAAGAGGAGGGAAGGGGCAAGGAAUGUAUGAAUUUGACGGUAUUACUCUGCGAGCUUUACAAUCUGCACGUUGUGGCUUGCCCGCUGAUCUACGACCUGAUCAGGAUGUUCCUCGGCACCUCAGAAGAGAGGAAGGUGGGGGAAGUGGAUAUCGAGUUGUUGCUCAAGACAAUUCAUUCUUGCGGCCAUUCUCUUCGACACGACGACCCUACAUCUUUGAAAGCGAUCAUUGGGCUGUCUCAAAGUCGAGUUGCAUCCUCACCCACCUCAUCCACUCUGUCAACCAGGACAAAAUUCAUGCUCGAGCGAAUGAAGGAUCUGCAAUCCUCCAAAAAAGCUUCUGCCAACACCAACGAUGCUUCCAACCCUAACAGUCCUUCCGGGCAACUCUUGACUAGGAUGAAAAAGUAUCUCUCAGGUCUAUCCAAAAAGCGCACUGUCCGUUCGCACGAAGCACUCCGCAUUGGGCUCAAAGAUCUACAAGAUGCGGAUAAGAAAGGUAAAUGGUGGAUAGUUGGGGCUGCAUGGACAGGGCAAAAUGAUCAAAACGAUGCACAAGGAUUGACAAAGUUGUUACCCAUGAAUGCUAGAGCAAAUGCUAUCCAGUCUUCCCCCUCCGCCUCUCUUAAGCAAGGGGAGCAAAGUGGAGAACAGCAAAGAUUGUUAGCAUUGGCCAGGGUGCAAGGGAUGAAUACGGAUGCACGUCGAACUGUCUUCCUGACGCUGAUCACCAGCGAAGAUUACAAACAGGCUGCGGAAAACGUUCUCAUGCUGAAACUGAACGAUGUGCAACGACGGGAAAUCAUCCGUGUUCUAGUCCACUGUGUUGCUUCCGAAAGCGUCUACAACCCUUACUAUACACUGAUUGGACAGGAGAUCUGUAGGAACGAUCACGGGAUGCGCAUCACUCUUCAGUAUUGUCUAUGGGAUUUUCUGAGAGAGAUAGGACAAAAGGAGGUGGGAGGUGAAAAAUUCGCUGCUGCUCUAUCCACUCCAGAAGAGGAGGAACAAGGGAAAAACGUGCAUCCGAGAAGAGUGGCCAACUUGGCUAGAGCCUAUGCAUGGUGGUUCAGCCAUGACUGUUUGUCUUUGCAAGCUUUGAAGACGGUGGAUUUUACGAUGGUGAUGCAAGAAAGGCCCUCUCAGUUUUUGGGCUUGUUGCUUGUUCAUGUGGUGUUGAGUCUUCAGGCCAAGUCUCCAGCUAAGACGUUACAUCUGCCGACGGUGACAGGCGCUUUGAAGGAGGGGAAGGUGGUUAAGUGGAUGCAGAGUAACUUGAUGGGCGGAAGUGUGGAUUUGACCAGAGGGUUGUUGUUCUUUUUCAACACCAAACUCCAUCCAAGAGCGCAGAAAGCAUUGAUUCUGGGAGAGGAAAAGGCAAGCAAAGCGGUAAGGGUAAAAAUGAAACCUUUGCUCGAAACAGUCAAAGAAGGGCUAGGCGUCAUGGUGAGGACGGUGCAGAUGAUCGUGCAGCAGCAGGAUGGAGUUGCCGCCUCCACAGCAGAAGAUGUUGUGAUGCAGUCGGAUAGCGACGACCAUGAUAGCAUUGGUGAUGAUAGCAUUGGCAAUCGUUUCUAG
Messenger RNA from Ustilago hordei, 3291 nucleotides. RefSeq lists its product as uncharacterized. The transcript has a single exon. Lineage: Eukaryota; Fungi; Basidiomycota; Ustilaginomycetes; Ustilaginales; Ustilaginaceae. The record is from RefSeq and is a predicted model, not a curated record. Gene Ontology annotation, cellular component: nucleolus. Gene Ontology annotation, biological process: ribosomal small subunit biogenesis. Gene Ontology annotation, molecular function: protein binding; RNA binding. Bases 1 to 3291 code for a protein of 1096 amino acids.